GUCAGUUUUGCUUGGAUCACGGCUUGGACAAAAUGGGACUUUUGUGAGAUAUUUUGAUCGCCGAGCGUGUUGUGGUCCACGAUGUACAUGUACAAAGAAGGUAAAAACUACUCCUCAUCAAGUGUGGGUGUUGAUUGGAAGGGCAACAGGGAAAGUGCACCGGGCGUACUGCACUUGAUUCGCUGGACCAUCUUGCUCAGACUGUUGAGCCUUGACGGAGCUUCGGGGUGGGACGGCAAGAUGGGCACCAAUGCACAUGAGAUUCUCCUUGACUGUGAACCCGUUAUCGGCGAGGAUCAAGUCUCCUCUCUCCAAAUGGUUGUAGAAACCACUCUUCCUAGUUAUAUGUAUAUCUCGUCGGCGUUUUCACGAAGGGGCGAAUUUAACCUUUCACAGUCUAAACGAACAUUUGAGAAAAACGGGUGCAAACGUUCAUCCUUUUUUGAUUUGAAAGUUUACAGCUUAAGAAUGCCUGGAUAUGUGAGUUUGCGGUAUCGGUGGAAAGGAUAGUGUCUCCGCUUUUGAAAUACUUGUAAUUUGAAGAAAACGUGUUGUUUAGGUUUUCAGAAUUAAUUACGUUAGAGGAGUGGCUGUUCGUGAAAACGCAAAAAAGAUAAAUGAGCAA
Molecule: messenger RNA, 625 nt
Organism: Acanthaster planci (crown-of-thorns starfish)
Lineage: Eukaryota; Metazoa; Echinodermata; Asteroidea; Valvatida; Acanthasteridae
Source: RefSeq, a predicted model, not a curated record